AUGGCACCGGAACCCCAUGAGGAAAUGCUCAAGCAGCUUCUCUCACCCUCAACACAUCCACUAUUCUCCUUACCGGUAUCACCAUGUAAGCCUAUCAUAGAUUCAUCACGCAUCAGCGAUCUAUCACUGCACCCGGUGCUGGAAUCAUUGCUGCAUAUUCUCAACCUGGACUUACCCAGUGCGCAUUUUCUGCUCCGGCACAUGCAAGCCGCACCAGCGUAUGAAGCCAUGUACCUGCAUGGCAUCUUACAUCGAAUUGAAGGCGACUUGGACAAUACAAGGGCAUGGUACAGGGAUGUUCAGGACUCCGAUGUGUUCAGGGCCGUGUGGAGUGGGGAAGGCAGUGGUUUUGGUGGCGGUGACGAAGAUGUGACAAGGGAUCAACAGGCCCAUUCUUCCAUAGCUGACGAUGCCACUACCGACAAAGACAGUGAGAAUGCAGCUCCAGGAACCAACAGCAUGAAAGUCCCUAUCGAACGUGCACUUUCAUUUAUUGACCAACUCGCCAGAGCCAGGGCACCGAUACGAUCAGGUCACAUUGCGCCGGCGAGUCUCAUCCAUACUUCGCUAGAUGAGCUUUCGCGAGUAUGGCAAUUUUGUAAGGAGAAAUUUGGGACCGAACCGGUGGUAGAAGCUUCCAAUGUAUGGGUGUCCAUGGCCGAGAAGAAUGCAGAUAUCGCCGAGAAAAUGAUUACAGGUGGUGAAGGAUGGAGGGAAUUCUAG
Exophiala bonariae is the source of this 723-nucleotide messenger RNA. RefSeq lists its product as uncharacterized. The coding region runs from base 1 to 723 and encodes 240 amino acids. Lineage: Eukaryota; Fungi; Ascomycota; Eurotiomycetes; Chaetothyriales; Herpotrichiellaceae. The transcript has a single exon. The record is from RefSeq and is a predicted model, not a curated record.